This is a messenger RNA of Impatiens glandulifera, 5121 nucleotides long. Its product is annotated as calmodulin binding protein PICBP-like. NCBI's taxonomy places the organism in Eukaryota, Viridiplantae, Streptophyta, Magnoliopsida, Ericales, Balsaminaceae. The transcript is spliced from 4 exons. Gene Ontology annotation, molecular function: calmodulin binding. The record is from RefSeq and is a predicted model, not a curated record. The coding region runs from base 105 to 5006 and encodes 1633 amino acids.
UUAACGCGGAAGAGAAGAAAGAGAAUGGUGAGAUAACAGAAAGCAGCCAUUUUUUCACUUUUUUUCAUUACCUCAGCUGAAAAGCUGAGAUUCAUUCUUCUUUAAUGGCUUCUUCUUCUUCUUCUCCUCCUCUUACUGCUAUCGAUGAAAGAAGAUCAAUGGAUUCCAGGAAGAAACUGAAGAAGCUCAAGUCAAGGAAAUAUUCAGGGAUGCGGUUAAUUAAGCCAUCGACUAGACGAGUUAAUACAGUCUUGGAUUCUCCCUCUUCCUAUCAGUCAAACUCAAAUUCUGAUUCAACCUCAGUCAACCAGAGUCCCUUUGAAUUUCCGCCUGCAUCGCCAGAUUUCAUGACGGUCAAGGAAGGAAAGGACGAAAUCGACGAAGCAGAAUCCGGCGCCAUUAAAGAAUCCGCUUCAUCUCGAAAUUAUCUAAAGGCAACAAGUUCUUCAGACGGGAAGAAGACGCGAUCUCAGGCAAGAAUUCGUAAUUCUAGUAAUAACUAUGAUAUCGAAACUAAAUCCCAAACAACUAGUUCGAGAAAUUUCGGAUUUCUGAUGAGCAAGUCUAGUUUUAAAUAUAGAAAGCCGGCGACGAAGAAUGUUAAUAGAAACACAUGUUCAUCCUCUCUUAAGGAUUGUAAGUUCCCUUGCACUAUCGAGCUUCAAACUGGAGAAAGAGAAUCUCUAAUAACGCCGACCAUGAAGGUAUGUCCUUAUACUUAUUGUUCUCUACAUGGUCAUCAACAUAAGCCGCCGCUACCCCGAUUCAGGCGCGCCUUGUCCAAGAAUAGACGCACGAUUAGGUCUCAGAGAAGCAUGAAAUUCAGAGUCCAGUCCUCAUUCAGAAGAGAGCAGUGUAUAGAUGAUCUACUCAAGGAAAUCGAAACGAUUGGUGGAGAUCCAAUUGUUCAAGAAAUAGUUACUGAGUGUUCAGAUUACAGCAAAAAAGAGGGUCACGGAUCUGAAGUGGAAACUGAAGAACAAACCGACUUACAGGCUGAUGAAUCCGUUGUAAUAGAGGAAGAAGAUGAUGCUGAUACAAUGGCAGAACCAAAACCUAAGAAUGCCACCAUAACUAGAGAACAUGAAGAACAACCCGAAUUACAGGCUGAUGAAUCCAGUGUAAUAGAGGAAGAAGAUGAUGCUGAUACAAUUGCAGAACCAAAUCCUAAGAAUGCCACCAUAACUAGAGAACAUGAAGAGCAAACCGAAUUACAGGCUGAUGAUUCCAGUGCAAUAGAGGAAGAAGAUGAUGCUGAUACGAUUGCUGAGCCAAAUCCUAAUUCUGAAUUUCUUUCUACGGAAAUGGACAAUGCUCCACUUCAUAAUCUCCAGAAUGCCACCAAAACUAGAGAACAUGAAGAACAAACUCACUUACAGGCUGAUGAUUCCAGUGCAAUAGAGGAAGAAGAUGACUCUGAUACGAUUGCAGAACCAAACACUAAGCCUGAAUUUCUUUCUUCGGAAAUGCACAAUGCUCCACAUCAUAAUCUCCAGAAUGCUACCAAAACUAGAGAACAUGAAGAACAAUCCGACUUACAGGCUGAUGAUUCCAGUGUAAUAAAGGAAGAAGAUGAUGAUGCUUAUACGAUUGCAGAACCGAAUCCUAAUUCUGAAUUUCUUUCUUCUGAAAUGCACAAUGCUCCACUUCAUAAUCUCCAGAAUGCCACCAAAACUAGAGAACAUGAAGAACAGACCGACUUACAGGCUGACGAUUCCAGUGAAAUAGAGGAAGAUGAUGCUGAUACGAUUGAAGAACCGAAUCCUAAGUCUGAAUUUCUUUCUACGGAAAUGUACAAUGCUCCACUUCAUAAUCUCCAGAAUGCCACCAAAACUAGAGAACAUGAAGAACAAGCCGACUUACAGGUUGAUGAUUCCAGUGCAAUAGAGGAAAAAGAUGAUACCGAUACCAUUGCAGAACCAACCCCUAAGUCUGAAUUUCUUUCUACAGAAAUGUACAAUGCCCCACUUCAUAAUCUGGAGAAUACCUCCAAAAGUAGAGAACAUGAAGAACAAACCGACUUACAGGCUGAUGAUUCCAGUGUAAUAGAGGAAGAAAAUGAUACCGAUACGAUUGCAGAACCAAACCCUAAGUCUGAAUUUCUUUCUACGGAAAUGAAUAAUGCUCCACUUCAUAAUCUGGAGAAUGCCUCCAAAACUAGAGAACACGAAGAACAAACCGACUUACAGGCUGAUGAUUCGAGUGCAAUAGAAGAAGAAGAUGAUACUGAUACUAUUGCAGAACCAACCCCUAAUUCUGAAUUUCUUUCUACAGAAAUGUACAACGUCCCACUUCAUAAUCUGGAGAAUACCUCCAAAACUAGACAACAUGAAGACUCUAUCGAGAUUCCAUGUUCUCCAAAUUCAACUGAUGGGAUUCUCAAACAAGAUUGUGAAAGCAAUCAAUUUUGUCCAGACGAGGAUUCUGAACAGAAUGAAAAGAUUGUAGUUUCUAAUACCCCACUUAGCCGAAGGAAUCAUGUUAGUAUGUGGCGUUUAAUAAACCGGCAUAUGGUUCUUGGUCUUCCUCCUUCAGACGAAAAUCCAAAAACAGAAAGUAAUCAAACAGAGGAUCGUGAAAUUGAGGUCCGCAAGAUACAUGCAGUCAAGCUGGUGCGAGAAGCCAUAGAAAAGAUACUUCUACCAGAGGUUCAAGAUGACCAAUCAUCAGUUUGUAGUGACAUUACAACAGACCAAGAAGAGCUCUUGGAGGAAAAAAGUACUCUGGUAACAUCAGCUAAGGGAAAUAAAUCAGAAAAGAAAGCAAUCAAGAACUGGAGUAAUCUGAAGAAAUGGGUACUUCUAAAGAGAUUCAUCAAGGAACUGGAGAAAGUAAAGCGAUUAAAUCUUUCAAGGCAACAUAGUUUACCAUUGGAAACGGAGUCAGAUGGAGAAAAGGUAAAUCUGAGGCAUCAAACAACAGAUGCAAAGAAAAAAACUGAGGAGUGGAUGCUUGAUUAUGCUCUUAGAAAGGUGGUCAGUGAACUCGCACCAACUCAACAGAAAAAAGUGGCACUUCUAGUAAAGGCCUUUGAAACAGUUGGUCCAACACCUGAAGAAGCGCUGCAGAUGACAUCUUUGAGUUUCAAAUACAAUGGUGAGAGAAACUUAAAUGUUGAAAGUUCUGGACAACAAAAUCAUCAAGAUGAGGCCGGCAUUAUUUCUACUGAAUCAGCAACUCUAGCCAAAGUAAAGAUUUAUAAAUCUCUGUCAGAUGGUAUCAAGCUGAGGACUGAUGAUUCAUGUAUAGCUUCUAUUGCUUCAUCUCCAAGAAGCACUACAACAACUUCACUUGAUCAUGAGAGAGAACUAGAAGAGAAAGAUGGUGAAAUCAUGCAGCCUGGAGAAUCUUCCCUAGAUGAUGUUCAAGCUGAAAGACAGUCUCCAGAUUCGAGUACUCUUCGAGAAGUAUUCAAUCGCAAGUUGAACGAAACUAAUGGUCUCGGCAUGUGGCGUAUGAUGCAUCAAAACAUGCAGCCUGGAGAAUCUCCCCAAGAUGAUGCUCAAGCUGAAAGUGAGUCUCCAGAUUCGAGUACUCUUCGAGAAGUAUUCAAUCGUAAGUUAAACGAAACUAAGGGUCUCGGCAUGUGGCAUUUGAUACAUCAAAAUAUGGUUCAAGGUCUUCACCAUAAGAAAGAAAGUUCAAUGCCAGAGGAAGAGGAUAAUGACAAUGUCAGCAGACCUUCUUCCGAUUUGUCUCCUGCAGGAAUUGAAUCGGAUGUUAAUUCCGAUGAAAGGCUUGAAAUUGAAGAGCGUAAGAUUAAUACAAUUAAGUUAGUGCGUGAAGCUAUUGAAAAUAUUCUUCUUCCUGCUGAAUUUCAAGAUCAUCAACUCUUAGAGAAGAAACAUACUGAAGAGACAUCUGAUUCAGUCUUAAAAGACAAUACUGAAGAAAAAUCCGGUAAACAAGCUUUGAAGAGCUGGAGCAGCCUAAAGAAAAUGAUCCUUUUGAAAAGAUUCAUCAAGGAACUGGCAAAGGUGAAGAAGACAAUCAAAAGAGGAACAGAUGACGAAGAGGGAGUUCACCACUUAAGGCGUCAAAUAAAAACAUCCGAUAAGAGAAACUCAGAAGAGUGGAUGCUGGAUUUCGCAUUACGACAGGUUGUUAGCGAACUUGCUCCAGUACAGAAGAGGAAAGUGGCUCUCCUUGUCAAAGCUUUCGAAACUGUGGCUCCACCAUCUGAAGAACUGAAUUUGCAAAUCUCAGCAUCUCCAAAGAACAACAAGCCGAUAGAUACUGGAGAUGAUCUUGUCAGCAGCGAAUCCGGUUUAGACCAUUCCUCCUUCAAAUUGAUCCCAGAACGGUCUGUUUCUCAAAUUGACAAUCCAAAUCAUGAACAACAACAAUUGACCGAGAAGAAAAAGAGUCAAAAGUCCGACCUCGAUCUCAAGUCCAAACUAGCAAAUGAAAAGCCAAUGGACAAGCGACAAUACAUCAGCAUGUGGCACCAGCUAUGCCAACAUGUUGUAUCGAGUGCUGAGGAAAAAGUUGAAAAAGACGACGCAGCCAAUGAUGAUACGAAUAAGAGAGAAUUGGAAUUCAAACAGAGUGAUGCUGUUAGACUUGUGAAAGAAGCAAUAGGUGAAAUAAUGUCUCAAGAAACUAAGGAUGACUCGUCUGAUGCUCAAUCAACUUGCAGCGAUGAUGAUGGCUUCGAUAAACAGAUGGCUCAAGCGGUGAAGAUGAGUAAAUCUAUGGGAGAAGGGCUGAAGAAAUGGAGCAAGGUGAGAAAGCUGAUAAUCCUGAAGAGGAGUAUUAAAGCAAUGGAGAAUGCUAGAAAAGAGUACAGUCAACGCCCGCCACAGUUUCUAGCAUUGAAAGCUGAGAUUGGAGAAGAAAAGAUAGAUUUAAGGCAGCAAAUGAUUGAUGAGAGAAAGAAAGCUGAGGAUUGGAUGCUUGAUUAUGCACUUCAAAAUAUUGUUAACAAAUUGAACCCAGCUCGUAAAAGAAGAGUGUCUAUGCUAGUGGAAGCUUUUGAAGCUGUUGUUCCUUUACCAGCAUUUUAAGCCUAAAAAAAAGGUAUUCUUUUCUUUUCUAUUAUUGUAAUGUAUACAAGCUUGUAUGUAAUUUGGAUUGGGUAUGUCUUAAUUUAAACUGUGUUAGGGGUGUUUUUGGUGUAAA